AUGAAUUCUCUCAUUUACAUUUUCCUCAUUCCAAUUGUUUUUUGUGUGAAACAAGAUGACUUGAACCGCGAUGAUAACUCGACUGAAUUGCACGAAGAAGGAUCAGCCCAAGUUGGUGCCAACGAAAAUCUUACCAUCCCCCAUAAAGUUCCAUCUCGUUUCAUUGACAAAGUUCGUGCGAUUGGAAGAAAACAAGCGAUUGGAGUCAAAGGAACAUUGAUGUGCGGAGGACGUCCGGUUAGAAAUGCUACCGUUAAAUUAUGGGAUAACGAUUUCUUUGACCCUGAUGACCUGAUUGGUGAAGCUCAUGUCUACGAGAAUGGUACUUUCCAAGUGUCCGGAUUCGUUAUUUCGAUCACCUCCAUUGAUCCUCAACUCAGAAUCUACCACAACUGUCGUUCCUCAUCAAAAGGUUGUCGUCGGAAGAUCACUUUCACUGUACCAGACAAUUAUAUAAAUAAAGGAGAAAAGGUCCAAAAAUGGUUUGAUUUGGGUGCGCCAAAUAUGGAGAUUGGAGUAAAACACAAGGAGGAAAAGCAUUGCUAUUGA
Molecule: messenger RNA, 549 nt
Organism: Caenorhabditis briggsae
Lineage: Eukaryota; Metazoa; Nematoda; Chromadorea; Rhabditida; Rhabditidae
Gene: Cbr-ttr-39
Product: Protein CBR-TTR-39
Exons: 3
Coding region: 1-549 (182 amino acids)
Cellular component (GO): cell surface
Source: RefSeq, a predicted model, not a curated record